AUGUUUUCUUAUAUUCGUAAACCAUCAUUACCAUCAAUCUCUAGUAUUAAUACAUCAUUUUCAUCAGAUAAUUUUUAUAUACCGACUAUUACUACAUCACAACCUACCAUUUUACGUCAAUUAGAUGUAUAUGAUUUUGAUGGAAUUCAUUCAACAGAUUUUAUGCAUGAAUGUUGUAUGCAACGAGAACCAUUCCGUAUUCCGAGACCAAUACUUACUAUACCACGUCCAACGAUACAUGUACCUAUAAAUAAUACAAUAUGGACACCUUGUACAAUACCUACAAGUGUACAACAAUCUUCUACAUCAUCAAGUCCAACAUCAAUAACGUAUCAUUCUGAACGACCAAUCUAUCAAAAUUUACCAUUAGAACCAUUAAUUCCACCACCUCCACCAGUUCCUACUCUAUAUCAAAUUGGUCCAUCUCCUUUUCAACGAAAAGUACCUAUUAUUCAACCAAUUAAACAAAAAAAAUCUUCACGUGAAAAACCUCCAGGUUUAUUUACAACUCUAUCUGCUGGUGGUUUAAGUACUGUUGCAGUACUUAUUUAUCUAACUGCUCUUCUUGCAUUGCCUAUUAUAAAACUUGUUUUAGGUAUUCUUUAUGUGCGAGAAUGUCCUGUAAAUAAGAAUAUUCCAUUAUAUAUGAUAAUUUCUGGUGUUUGUGGUUUAGUUAUUGUUAUUUUACUUGUUUUAUCAUCUGCUUGUACAUACUGUCGAUCUGUAUCGAAUGUAGAAAAGCCAACAUAUGGUUUUAUAGUAUGUACAAUAGCAUUAACACGUGGUAUGCAAGGUACUUUAGCAAUAUUUCUUUUUAUUUGGUUUUUAUUUGGUAAUAUUUGGAUACUUAAUGCUCGAUAUCGUGUUCGAACAGAUAAACCAAAUGAUAUAAAUAAUUAUUGUCAUCCAACACUCUAUUGGUUUGCAUUUUAUAGUUUAAUUUUUACUUAUGUUUAUGCACUUUUUACUUGUUGUAUUAAAUUUUGUGUAAAUUUUUUUUGUUGUGGUGCAUGUGAUGCAUGGCAUAAAGCAUUUUCAUAA
Molecule: messenger RNA, 1041 nt
Organism: Rotaria sp. Silwood1
Lineage: Eukaryota; Metazoa; Rotifera; Eurotatoria; Philodinida; Philodinidae
Source: the annotation of a GenBank genome assembly